GUCGGUACUGAAAUACCAGUCAUCAACAUCACAAGCGCACAUGCGACACAGUGCACAGUUUGAUGCUGUUGCUGCCAUCGUACGUUCCAACGUUUCUUCUUCUGCAAACACUUCUCCUAUAUGAAGCUGUAUUUGGCCAGAAUAGGAGACCUUUCUUAGGAUUCCCUAGAGGAGGUGCACUAGGAGGCAGCAGUGGCCUCCUUGGCAGCCACCGGGGUGCACUAGGAGGCAGCAGUGGCCUCUUUGGCAGCCACCGGGGUGCACUAGGAGGGAGCCUCUUUGGCAGAGGCUUUAAUGGAGGAUUUGGAAGAAGGUUUGCGCCUUUGCAUUUAGGAUCUCGAAGAAGCUUUCAAACAUUGCAUGGGGGAGCUGGAAGAAGAUUUCACCCAAAGUACCAGGAAGCUCUGAGACGCUUUCAUCCGAACUACCGAAGAACUGGAGCCUAUCGAAUUUACGGCCGAGAUGGCGGUCUUAACAGAGGUUCUCGCGGUUGGCAGCAGCAUCGCCAAGGACUAAACUACCGUGGAAGCCGUUUUUAUGAUCCACGCUAUCGCCAAUAUCAAAGAUUGAAUCAAGGUAGAGGCCUUUAUUCUGAAGGCCAGCACCGUAGAUGGGGACAAGGCCGACGUUAUCCUGAAGGUCAGUACCAGAGAUGGAAUCAAGGUAGAGGCCGUUUUUCUGACCGAAGUUAUCGUGAAGACCAAAACCGCAGAUGGAAUCAAGGUGGAGGCCGUUUUCUUGAACGACGUUAUCCUGAAGUUCAAAAUGAUAGAGUAGAUCGAGAUAGAGGCCGUUAUCCUGAAGACCGAAACCAUAGAUGGGAUCAUAGGGGCCCUUAUCCUGACCGACGUUAUCCUGAGGACCAAAACCAUAGAUGGGAUCAUAGGGGCCGUUAUCCUGACCGACGUUAUCCUGAAGACCAAAACCAUAGAUGGGAUCAUAGGGGCCGUUAUCCUGAACGACGUUAUCCUGAAGACCAAAACCAUAGAAGGGAUCAUGAGGGCCGUUAUUCUGACCGACGUUAUUCUGCAGUUCAAAAUGAUAGAGGAAGUGAAGGUGCCAGUAAUCCUAACCGACAUUAUCCUGAAGACCAAAAGCAUAGAUGGGAUCAAGACAAAGACCGUCAUGACCAACGUUAUCCUGAUGAUGAAAACCGGAGGGGUCGAAACGGAACCUCUCGUGCAAGAGGCUUUGGGCUGGCCUCCGCUGCAGUGGGUUAUCGAGGAAAUCUUUACGGCAGCUAUUUUGCAAGAAACUACUAUUGGCCAUGGUAUAGAAGAUACUAUGGAGCAGGCCUCUAUGGCCGUUAUUAUCCUGGAUUAUUUGGUAGAUACUAUGGAGCAGGCCUCUACGGACGCUAUUAUCCUGGGUUAGGUUUUGGCGGUGGAUAUCCUGCGAGAGGAUUUGGUGGCAUUCCGUCAGGAAGCGGCUUAGGCGGAGGCAACAUAGCAAGCUCUGGCAACGGCGGGCCUUUGUCUCCUUCCGUGAACAAUCGUGAAAACAUGGGACACAAUCCCGAGCAAUCAUUUACGCGGGAACAAGGCCCAGGAAGAAGAGGAGAACAAGGAGAUGGACGUGGAAUGGGCCAAACUGGAAACGCACCACGAGAGGGAGUUAGAGAAGGUGGUACGGAACGAGGCCGCAGCGGGAAUUUCCCAAUAGGAGCACAAGGAGCAGUGGAAAGAGGAGUCUUGCCAAUGAGAGGAGGAGGUGUAAUGGACAGGGGACCUAACGGAAACUUCCCGAGAAACGGGGGAGGAGGUGCAAAUGGAAGAGCUCAAUCCGAAAACCCGGUGGAACGAGGAAGAGGAGCAGAAAGAAGAGGAGGUGCAGCGAGUCCAGUGGAAGAUGGACGUCGUGGAAAUUCCGAGAAAAUAGGAGAAGGAAAAGGUGUUGAGAACUCCAGAAGAGGAGGAAGUGAAGGUGUGGACAGGGGACGUAACGGAAACUUCCCGAGAAACGAGGGAGGAGGUGCAGAUGGAAGAGCUCAUUCCGAAAACCCGGUGGAACGAGGAAGAGAAGAAGCAGAAAGAGGAGGAGGUGCAGUGAGUCCAAUGGAAGAUGGACGUCGUGGAAAUUCCGAGAUAGGAGAAAGAAAAGGUGCUGAAAACUUCAGAAAAGCAGGAAGUGGAGGUGAAAUGGAAAGGGAACGCAACGGAAACCUCCCAACAGGAGAAGGUAGUGAGAUGGAGAGAGGACCUAAUGGAAACUUACUGGGAAGAAAGGGAGGAAGUGCAGAUGUAAUAAGGCAGCCUGGAAAUCCGGUAGAAGGAGAAGGAGAAAGAGCAGGAAGAAGAGGAAACGCGGGAGGCGAAGUAGAAAAGGAACGUAAUGGAAAAUUGGCAAAACAAGGAAGAGUACAUGCAAUGGGAGCUGAUCUCGACAGUUCUUCUAAAGAAGGAAACCCAACAACAGGAGAAGGAGGAGGAACAGAAGGUCCAGUGGAAAACGUACGUAAUGGAAACCUCCCAAGAGUAGAAGAAAACGUAGCGGAAAGAGGUCAUCUUGAAGCCUCACCUUCGAUAUGGGGAGGUCCCGGCAAUGAAGGAAGGAAAGGAAAAGGAAAUACAAAUGGAAACCGUUUUGAGAACUCUGCAGGAGAAGGAGGAAGCUCAGUGAAAAGCGAACGUUUCGAAAAUUCUGCAACGGAUGAAAAGACCUCUGGCUUUGGUAGAGGAGGAUUUAACGACGAUUUUUACGAUGACUAUAUGGCAUACAGUAUAGUAGGAGGAAUGCUUUCGGGAGCGGCGGAUAUGGCAGGCGUGGGUGCAUCGGUCUUGAGUGAAGGUGUGUUGCAGUCGCAGGACGUGCAGGAGGCAAAAAUUACACAAAAUACAAAGUCAGAAUGCGUUGCGACAUUCGCGUACACAGCUCCGAACGGCUCGCCAGUCUUCAAGUGCGAGUGUCCUGGUGGGGUCUCGUACCAGUACAACAGAUGUGUGGCUCGCGGAGGCUAAUUUUUAUGGAAAACAGUUCGCUUUGAAACUGGUCUCAUUGCGGACUCAAUAGUCAUAGGAUUCUCUCAAUCUUUCUCAAUCUUGUCAAGAUACUUGAUAUUGUAAGAACCACAUAAAGCCUGCGUUUGAUAAUGUGUUGCUGAAAAAGCCAAAGAUCCC
Molecule: messenger RNA, 3116 nt
Organism: Cylicocyclus nassatus
Lineage: Eukaryota; Metazoa; Nematoda; Chromadorea; Rhabditida; Strongylidae
Source: the annotation of a GenBank genome assembly